ACAAAUUUAGUGCCGAUCUCAAUCUUUUCACGAGAGCGCGAGCCUCAAUAAAAGGCAGGGGCCAUGCCUGGACCGCGUCACUCGUCAUACGAAACACGCUUGAGAUGAUUCCAGCGCCAGGCUCGUCGCGGUCACAAAUGAUGUGCUGGUAUAACCCAUGAUCGCGGUCGGUAUCGGAUGGUGUGGCUCCACGAACGAAAACGUCGUCGUGGAAGACCAAGAGCCGAGAUACUACGUGCCGCGCUGGCCCUCGUUCACAUAGUUUCGUCCGUCCCGCCUGCAUCUGAUCAGGUCGAUGAUCAUAAUUUGAUACUGCCCAGUCCUCAUUCUACUCAUUCUAGACAUGGUUUGGGCCAACUUUCAAGACGAGCAAUGUUAUUACUCUCGCAACACGUCUAUUUGGCAGUGUACUCUUGGGGAUCGCAUUAGAGACACAUGUGCUCCAAAUCUCUGUUUCAUGGUCAUGGUGACGCCAAGUGUCGUGUCCGCUAGUAACACACUGAGACGCCGACCCUCGGGUCAAUCGUUAGAUCUUUCACCAGUGUUAUCUGUCUCUCCAGCUCACCGAUACCGCGCGAGCAUGGUGUCACAGAAGUGGUCACGGUUCGGCAGUGCUGGUGAAAGCUGGCCGGUAAGAACGCCCCGGCAAUCGAGCUCUGUGACGGGUGGGCGAGAAUCGUCGUGUUACCAGAAAACUGAAUCAAGCAUUUGGAAUACAGGGCAGGGACUGGCAAACAACAGUGGUGCAGGAGACGUCACCCGCCAGUUAUGUAUGGGCCAGUUAUAUGUGGACCAGUUGAUGGAGUAUCAGCAUGUAUGGUCCGGAAGAAGUCUCCACCGAAAGCGUCACGCGACAAUUUUCCUUUUCUCAUCUCGAAAAUUCUCAUGUUUCGAUCGUCUCCGCAAAUUGGAUUUGUCUCUACUUACCUAGGUAGGUAUGUAUGAUGUUGAUGAUGUUGAUGUUGAUGAUGAUGAUGAUGAUGAUGAUGAUGAUGAUGAUGAUGAUGAUGAUGAUGAUGAUGAUGAUGAUGAUGANNNUGAUGAUGAUGAUGAUGAUGAUGAUGAUGAUGAUGAUGAUGAUGAUGAUGAUGAUGAUGAUGAUGAUGCUUGAACCAA
This is a messenger RNA of Dissoconium aciculare CBS 342.82, 1116 nucleotides long. RefSeq lists its product as uncharacterized. The transcript has 2 exons. Lineage: Eukaryota; Fungi; Ascomycota; Dothideomycetes; Mycosphaerellales; Dissoconiaceae. The coding region runs from base 344 to 931 and encodes 195 amino acids. The record is from RefSeq and is a predicted model, not a curated record.